Molecule: messenger RNA, 3379 nt
Organism: Symsagittifera roscoffensis
Lineage: Eukaryota; Metazoa; Xenacoelomorpha; Acoela; Convolutidae
Product: DNA replication licensing factor mcm7-like
Exons: 1
Coding region: 703-2949 (748 amino acids)
Biological process (GO): DNA replication initiation; double-strand break repair via break-induced replication; DNA replication
Cellular component (GO): nucleus; MCM complex
Molecular function (GO): single-stranded DNA binding; ATP binding; ATP hydrolysis activity
Source: RefSeq, a predicted model, not a curated record
CUGAUUUCUAGCGAAACGAUUGCGUGUCUAUGUACGAAGUGAAGGCACUUAUUUAGGUCGUGCGGUUUGUUUUUAACUUCAAAUCUGACAAGCAAGUGUAAUGAAAAAAUAUAGGUGAGGGCAGUGAUAAAGUUGCAUUGAUGUGAUAGUGAAAUUAUUCAACUGAAGAUACUUAAUUGAAAAACAAGACGUAUAUUCUUAUUCAGCGUAGAUUGUAUAAAAACUGUUCUUAUAUUGCCACUUUGUUGGAUCUACAUUCCUUCCUUACCUUGCCUUUUUCUUCGCUGAAAUAUUAGAGAUAGUUAUCAAUCCUCAGAUUGCUAGCGGUAUAUAUCAGCAAAUGAUUGCUCGGACAUAUUAUUGUCUGUCUUCUAGAAGUCGGGCAUAUAAAGAGCUAUAUUGAAAUCAAAAUGAUUGUUAAAUCAGCAAAAAUUAAUUAAGUUUGAUAAUUCGGUUAUUAUCAGUACUUAAAGCUUGGCAACUUACAUCGCUAAUUUGGUACUUUCCGCAAAGAGUGGGAGCUUAUUGGUCAGCUACCAUUCGUUGAUUUGUUUUCGCAAUAAUCUUUGGACGCGUUUAAAUGUGAUCACUAUUAUUGCUAUUAUUUCAGAUUAAAGUUUUUGUUUUUUGAGCUCUAAAUCUCGAUCUGAAUCAUCUUUCAAAAUACUACUACCAAAUAACAAAGCCACAAUUUGAAGCAAGAUGAACCAAAGUCGAGCUAACAAAUCGCGCGAUUAUACCUCCGAAUUGUCGACUAUUCGGGAUUUUCUGACCAAUUUCUACACCGAUGACCCCAAUGUUGGAGGAAAGUGCUUCAAGUACCUGCAGAAACUGAAGCAGGUGGCGCAGCGUGAUUUGGUAGCUGUUCACAUUGACCUAGAUGACGUCAUUGAAUCGGAUCCCGAGUUGGGCGAGAAGAUCCAAAUGAACGUGCCGAGAUACCAGAGUCUGUUUGAAAGUGCUAUGGAUGAUAUUUUGGUGGAGCUUCAAGGAAACCAGAUUGUGAAGAAAGAUGCUCUCGAUGUGUUCAUUGAUCAUAGAUUGCGCCAUGAAGCCAAGGUGGAAGCCGGUCAGGCUCAGGCUAAGGAUCCGAGGAAAGUGUUCCCGCCAGAGUUAUUGCGACGAUACGAUAUGUUUUUCAAAGCUCCUUCGGCCCAAAAACCGAUGCCAAUCAGAGAGGUGAAAGCAAACACGAUUGGAAAGUUCGUGACUGUGAAGGGCGUGGUGUUGCGAAGCACCGAGGUAAAGCCUAGAUUGGCCGUGGCUACGUAUACUUGCGACAAGUGUGGAGCGGAGGCAUUUCAGCCUGUAAUGUCGCAAUCAUUCAUGCCUUUGAUUUUCUGUCCUAGUAGCGAAUGUAAAAGCCAAAGCAGUGGAGGCAAACUUUUGUUGCAAUCACGGGGAUCCAAAUUCAUCAAAUUUCAAGAGGUCCGAGUUCAGGAGAGAAGUGAGCUCGUCCCCACCGGUCAAGUUCCUAGGACGAUCCAAGUGACGAUAACUGGGGAGAACACCCGAAUCGUGGGACCUGGAGACAAUGUUGUGAUCUCAGGUGUCUUGUUGCCGCAACGACAAAUGGGCUUCAGACAGAUGAUGGCUGGUCUGUUGGCGGAUACAUUUAUGGAGGCACAUCAUCUUCAGCAAGUUUCAAAGCUUAUGGAGGGAGGAGAAGAUGAUGCUGAGACUGUACCUAUGACCGAAGAGGAAGCUGAUGUUUUGCGAGAAGAUAACUUCUACGAAAAACUGGCCUGUAGCAUCGCUCCUGAGAUUUACGGCCAUGAAGAUGUGAAAAAAGCACUGCUGCUUCUGCUUGUCGGAGGAAUUGACAAUACUCCUAAGGGAAUGAAGAUCAGAGGAAACAUCAAUAUCUGUCUAAUGGGAGAUCCAGGUGUGGCAAAAUCACAGCUGCUGUCUUAUAUUGCUAGACUUGCGCCAAGAUCGCAGUACACUACUGGGAGAGGUUCAUCGGCAGUGGGUUUGACAGCUGCUGUCAUGAAGGAUCCAGUAACAAACGAGAUGAUUCUAGAAGGAGGAGCAUUAAUUUUAGCCGACCAGGGUGUGUGUUGCAUCGACGAAUUCGAUAAAAUGUUGGACUCAGAUAGGACUGCGAUUCACGAGGUGAUGGAGCAGCAAACGGUAUCCAUUGCGAAAGCUGGAAUCAUGACUACCUUGAACGCCCGAGUGUCAAUACUGGCAGCGGCUAAUCCAGCUUACGGUCGGUACAACCCGAGGAAAUCAAUCGAACAAAACGUCCAAUUGCCUGCUGCGCUUCUUUCGAGAUUUGAUCUUUUGUGGUUGAUCCAAGAUAAACCUGACACUGAGAACGACUACGCUCUGGCGCAACAUAUAACAUACGUGCAUCAAAACUUGACUCACCCUCCCAUCCACUUUACUCCUAUUGACUCGACAACAAUGAGGCGAUACAUACAACUGGCCAAGGGGCGAAAUCCGACUGUGCCUAAGCACUUGACUGACUACAUAGCUGCAGGAUACAUUGAGAUGCGAAGAAACUCACGCGAUAAAAAAGUGGACAGUCUGUUCGUCUCUGCUCGUACUUUAUUGGCUGUCGUGCGACUUGCCACUGCGCUUGCUCGACUGCGAUUGGGCGACGAAGUGACUCGUGAUGACGUCAACGAAGCGAUGCGACUGAUCGAAAUGUCGAAAGACUCGUUGCUUGGCGACGAAGAAAUGGCUCAACAGGGCAAAGGAAACAAGAAAGACAAAAUAUUCAACAUUAUUCGCGAUUUACUGAAUGAUUACACAAAGUCGAGCGAUCAGCGAGAGGAUGAUGAGGAUUCGGAUUUGGGUGCACUCAAGGUCGACAAGGCACUGGCUCAAGAUAGGUUGAGAGCGAGUGGAUUCAAUGAACAGGAGAUCCAAGGCGUUUUGACUGAGUACGAGAACAAUGGUGUGAUCAUGAUCCGACGGGGGUACAUUAUCUUCUGUGACUAGAUAAUACCCUUAGUUUGAUAUACUGCGCAAUAUUCAAGUGUAAUAGUAUUUGUUUUUUGCUUAUUUCGAUUUGGCCAUGAUGAAUAUUGAAUUUUGGAUUUUAAUCUUUUAAAUUAUGCAAUAAAGUGCCUUUUACAUUCACUUGAUUAAUAUCUUAUACGGUUGCCUUUUUAGAAAUUUUCUUGUAGGAAAAUCGAUUUCAGAUUUGAAUUUCUGUUAUCCAAUGAAUGACUUCAUUAUAAUCAUCCUUUCUGGAAAUAUGAGACGUGAUAGACUGAAUGAACAAAUUCUUCCAACAAUUGUCAAUCAUUUGAUAAAUAGAUCCCAGCUUGCAAAAUUUUCGACAGUUUUAAGAUCUGAUCAGUAUGAGGUUGCGUUUGAUUUGCGUCUGUGCUAAUUGUUAGUAAUUGAAUCGUUCUUGUCAUCAAAA